CUCGUUCGGAGAGUAAAACCCUAAUCGACUUUCAUAUAAACGCAGCCGAAAUGAGCUCUUUUCGCUUUCUUUAGGGUUCUGGCAGUUGACAUCGGAAGUACCAAGAGCCUUCCUCGCGAAACCUCAGAGUUCUCAUUAGCAUCUUCUCGCCGCAAUGUCGAAGAGGAAGGUUAGGGAGCCAAAGGAAGAGAACGUGACUCUUGGCCCUGCAGUGAGAGAGGGAGAGUAUGUUUUUGGAGUGGCCCACAUUUUUGCCUCAUUCAAUGACACAUUCAUUCAUGUGACUGAUCUUUCAGGAAGGGAAACCAUGGUUCGCAUUACUGGUGGGAUGAAAGUGAAAGCCGACAGAGACGAAUCAUCACCUUAUGCUGCCAUGCUUGCUGCACAGGAUGUUGCCCAGAGAUGCAAGGAGCUUGGCAUUACUGCUCUGCAUAUUAAGCUUCGUGCUACUGGUGGGAAUAAGACAAAGACCCCUGGGCCAGGUGCCCAGUCUGCUCUUCGUGCCCUUGCUCGUUCUGGAAUGAAAAUUGGCCGCAUUGAGGACGUGACUCCAAUCCCAACUGACAGCACUCGCAGAAAGGGUGGUAGAAGAGGGAGGAGGCUCUAAAGGAUGCUGUUCUAUUUUUCCCUUUCCAACGGUUGGAUCUACAUUUCAGUUUUGCAGUUGAUGUGUUUCCUUUUGCCUGGGAAAAAAAAAUCUAUUUGAACUUUUUGUAGAAAAGAUGUUGGGAUCAGAGUAUCAUUUUCUCUCGUAGUUACCCUUUCAAUGUUAGCAUGUUUUGGGAGAGAACUUUUCUCUGAAUUUACUUUGUUAGUUUGUUUUGUAUUCCAUGACAAUUCACAUCGUGGUUUGAUGAUUCCUCCUUUUCAAAGA
Tripterygium wilfordii is the source of this 874-nucleotide messenger RNA. RefSeq names its product 40S ribosomal protein S14-3. Gene Ontology annotation, biological process: maturation of SSU-rRNA from tricistronic rRNA transcript (SSU-rRNA, 5.8S rRNA, LSU-rRNA); translation; ribosomal small subunit assembly. The transcript has 6 exons. The coding region runs from base 155 to 607 and encodes 150 amino acids. The record is from RefSeq and is a predicted model, not a curated record. Gene Ontology annotation, cellular component: cytosolic small ribosomal subunit; ribosome. NCBI's taxonomy places the organism in Eukaryota, Viridiplantae, Streptophyta, Magnoliopsida, Celastrales, Celastraceae. Gene Ontology annotation, molecular function: small ribosomal subunit rRNA binding; structural constituent of ribosome; mRNA 5'-UTR binding.